ACACGUUCACAAGGCGUCCACCACAGGUUUGUAAGUCCUACACAGCGACAGGGCCGAUAGGAUUGGGGAGGGCCCUCGUCCCCGCUGGCCACUCAAUGGUUAAUGUAACUUUGUCAAAUGUGUUUUACGUAACUUCAAGAUUAAGCUUUGUAACAUUUUGAGAUUGAUCUGUUUAUCGUAGUUCUUUGCACCACGCGCCUCUGGACUUUCUUUGUCCUCCCCUAGAAAUUCACGUUUGAAAGACGAACCUUAGCGAAAUCUUGGUCUCAAAACUUGUUGGAGCGCGUUUGAACAUGGACUUCUUUUGACUAUAAUCAUCAUGAAUCACAGCCUCAAGAUAUAGCAUAACUUCAUCGGUCCUUCGAUGGGCGCGGUCAAAGAUCAGGGACCAACACCGACAGAGAGCCAAUUCCAGCACGGCGUGAAGCAUCUUCACGAGAGUGGCCUCAAAAGACUGCCGACCAAGUACAUACUGCCCCUCCAAGACCGGCCGAAACCCGAGCCCGCCGAGCCGAGCCUGAAGCUCCCCGUCAUCGACCUCGCACAGCUGCAGGGCCCAGCCCGGCCGGGGGCCAUCGCGUCCAUCGCCGAUGCGUGCAAGAGGUACGGCUUCUUCCAGGUGGUCAACCACAGGGUCACGAGGGGCACGGCGGAGGGCAUGGCGGACGCAGGGCGGAGGUUCUUCGGGAUGCCCUUCGAGGAGAGGGCCAAGUACAUGUCGGCGGACAUGUUCGCGCCGGUUCGCUACGGGACGAGCUUCAACCAGAGGAAGGACGAUGUGUUCUGCUGGAGGGAUUUCCUGAAGCUGACGUGCGAGCCCAUGCCGGACGUCCUUACGCACUGGCCUGCUUCCCCUGCUGACCUGAGGAAAGUGGCGGCUAGCUACGCGAAAGAGAUCCGGGACUUGUUUCUGGUGCUGAUGGAGGCCAUCUUGGAAGGCCUGCAUGUGUCCAAUACAGAGGAGAGGAAGAAGAUGAAACCUGGGAACGAAGGAGGAGAAGAAGAUGAUGGUGAUGAUAUCAUGGAGAAGUUAAAAAAUGGAAGCCAACUCAUGGUGGUGAACUGUUUCCCUCCAUGCCCGGAGCCUGAUUUGACGCUUGGGCUGCCUCCACACUCCGACUAUGGCUUCCUCACCCUCCUCCUCCAAGAUGAAGUCCAAGGCCUGCAGAUUCAGUUCCAAGAGAGGUGGGUCACUGUGGAACCCAUCGAGAACGGGUUCGUCGUGAAUGUCGGCGACCAUUUGGAGAUUUUCAGCAAUGGGAGGUACAAGAGCGUUCUCCACAGAGUCCUCGUGAACUCUGAGAGAUCUCGAAUCUCAGUGGCUUCCUUGCACAGCCUUCCUUACGAGUGCAUGGUGAGGCCGUCCUCGAAGCUCAUCGACAAAGCGAACCCAAAGCGCUACAAGGACACCAACUUCGGGAGCUUUCUCGAGUACAUAUCGUCUCGCGAGCCAAAGAAGAAGAAAUUCUUGGAGACCCGGAAGUUGAAUUGAUCUUGAAAAGUAUAGAAGAGAAUCCCUAGUGGACAAGUUGGAAGGAGACUCUGUGUACUUUGACUUUUUGCAGCAUCAAUUAUUUGGUAUUGAUUGGUAUAGAGUCAAUAUUACUAUUUUCUUCCGCCUCUUCUAGUCUUUGUUGUUUUUCUCCUCAUUAUAAAGCUCCAAAAAGUCUUCAUAUAGGUGAAAUUGUUCAAGUCAAAACAUUCACCAAUCCAAAUCCCAUCACCUAUAUUUGCUAAGUCCUCUUAUGAGAACGGUGGUUCUAAAAAGAUUUGAGUUUCAA
Molecule: messenger RNA, 1781 nt
Organism: Syzygium oleosum
Lineage: Eukaryota; Viridiplantae; Streptophyta; Magnoliopsida; Myrtales; Myrtaceae
Product: probable 2-oxoglutarate-dependent dioxygenase SLC1
Exons: 3
Coding region: 365-1492 (375 amino acids)
Source: RefSeq, a predicted model, not a curated record